This is a messenger RNA of Acanthochromis polyacanthus (spiny chromis), 6517 nucleotides long. Its product is annotated as cilia- and flagella-associated protein 44-like. The record is from RefSeq and is a predicted model, not a curated record. The transcript has 34 exons. The coding region runs from base 280 to 5583 and encodes 1767 amino acids. Lineage: Eukaryota; Metazoa; Chordata; Actinopteri; Pomacentridae. Gene Ontology annotation, molecular function: protein binding.
AAUGUGUUUUUCAUUAAUAAAAUAAAAUACAUCUCGAAACGAUAAAAUAAAUUCCAGUUAAAAUAAAAAAUAAUACGCUCUUCCGAUGAUAACCCUUUUAUAGUGAUAAUUUAACUUCAACGGAAAAACGUUUAUUAGCCGUUAGCUUGAUGUUGAAUAACUGAAAACUGAAUCGCUAGCGUAGUGUCAGUUCGGUGAAGUUGUAGCAACUUUUCACUACAGUUGUAAAAGCUUUAUGUUAAAGAUAAGUAUGCAGAAGAAAUGUAAUUAGCAGCACAAAUGGCGGAAGAAAACGCUGCUGUAAACGAAGAAACGACUUCACAUGUAAACACUGAAGGAUGUGAAGAAGCAGUGUUGAAGGAGGAUGAUGAUGGUAAUUCAAAGAAGCAGCUGCCUGCAGACAUGUACUACGAGUAUGAGGAGCUGUACUCCAGACCAUUUGUCACACGUGACUCCCAAAUUCCAGAGAACCUCCUGCACUUUUUUCAGUCUUUUUGCUAUGACAGUGGCCGCAGGUCGAACCUGCAGGUACUUGAUGACAAAACUCUGAUCUUUGUGGCUGGUAACCUGCUUGUCCUGCUAGACAUUUCUACCAAAGAGCAGAGAUACCUGCGCUCCUGCAGCGGAGGAGGAAUUGGCUCCAUCGCGGUGCACCCAAGCAAGGAGUACUUUGCUGCUGCAGAGAAGGGAAACCAGCCAAACAUCAUAGUCUAUGAAUAUCCCUCAUUACGGCCGUACCGCGUCCUCAGAGGUGGUACUGAGCGGGCGUACAGUUUUGCGGAAUUUAAACAAGAUGGAAGCCUGUUGGCCAGCGUGGGCAACGCACCGGACUACAUGCUAACACUGUGGGACUGGAGGCAGGAGAGCGUGAUGCUGAGCUGCAAGGCCGUGUCUCAGGAGGUCUACCGAGUCUGCUUCUCCUCAUACAACCCAGGACUGCUCACAUCGUCAGGAUCCGGACACAUCAAGUUCUGGACAACAGAUAGCACAUUCACAGGUGUUAAACUGCAAGGAUGCAUGGGAAAUUUUGGCUUAACUGCCGUAACCAACAUUGAGGGCUUCAUGGAACUUCCUACUGGAAAGGUUGUGUCUGGUACAGACUGGGGAAACUUGCUGCUGUGGGAUCGGAGUGACAUUAAGGUGGAGAUUUGUAAAAAGAAUGGACAGACCUGCCACGCCGGUACAGUCCAGCCGUUUGCCCUGGAAGAUGGGCAGCUGCUGACAUUUGGCUCAGAUGGAGUGAUCCGAGGCUGGGAUUAUGAGCUGAUCAGUGGUGCUGACUGUGACACCGACAGCGGCAGGUUUGAGAUGGAGCCUCUGAAUGAGAUGGUGAUUGGACACAACAUCUGCAUCUCUUCAAUGGUGAAGAGCUCCCUGUCUGACUCCUUCGUUUGGUUUGCUCAGGAUUCCAAUGGAAAAAUCUGGAAACUGGAUCUUUCAUUUAGCAACAAGGCUCUUGAUCCAGUGUGCCUGUUUUCCUUCCACCACGGCCCGAUCCAGGGCCUGGAUGUGUCGAAGACAUCCUAUCUGAUGGCCACGAUCGCUCUGGACUAUUCAGUUAAAGUUUUUGACUUUCUGGAAAAAAGAGAACUAAAAACAUUUUCUUUCAAAAAAAAUGCAACUACUCUCAGCUGGGCUCCAUUGUCAGUGAGUCAGAGUGGAUGUUUACUGCUGAUAGGCUUUGAGGAUGGAGUGGUCCGUGUAUUUGAGCUCUACAACCCUCAGAGGCUACAUGUGCUGUCAGAGCACAGCCCUAAAGACGAUGCCGGGCUGCGCCUCAAACAGGCCUUCAAACCACACAAUGCUGCUGUAACUGCUGUAGCAUAUGAGCGAAAUGGAGAGAUCUUAGCCACAGGGAGCGUAGACUGCACUGUGUUCUUCUUUACCGUUGAAGAAAAAUUCAACCCCAUCGGUUUUGUUCACGUUCCUGGAGCAGUACAGGCGCUGGAGUGGUCACCUCAGUCCCAUCCCAACAACAGGCUGCUCAUUCUGUGUCAGAACGGUCACGUGGUCGAGGUGCAGCGUCCGGAUCCUAAGGCCCGAGACCCACCAAUAACCUUCCACCUAUCUGAGCUCCCCAGAAGAUCAUUCAGGUUCACGAGCAUCAAAUCUCGAAUAAAGAGAGAGGAGGAAAUCAUAAAACAUCGAGUUCUAAAGGAGGAGAAGAAGAAAGAGAAAGAGGAGCGGCUUAAAGAAUCACAACAAACAGAUGCAGAGCAAGAAGAAGAGGAGGAGGAAGAGUUAUCGCCUCUCUACAUCCCCGACUCACCAAGUCCUCUCUACUGUGGAUUGUACUCACGACCCGGACAGUUCUGGCUCUCUAUGGGCGGCUUUGACUCAGGAUACUUAUAUCACUGUAAGUUCUCGGCCGAACAGGAUGAAAAUCCAGAGAAGAGUCAGGACGUGCCCUUUGACUUCCUGCCUGUCCAUAAUGCAGAUGAUGACCCCAUUCACACCAUCACAUUCAGCUCUGACAGGCAGCUCAUGCUCUGUGGCAUGCAUUCAGGCUCCAUCAGAGUUUACCCUCUGCAGCCUGGCGAUCACAACAUCACCUCCAUGCAGGCCUACUGGACUCUCAGCGUCCAUGACAACGAGUAUGGACACCUCCGGCACAUCCGCUGUAGUCAUGACGACCACUUUGUGCUGACAGCGGGAGAUGAUGGGAACAUCUUCUCGUUCAGCCUGCUUCCUCCAGAGGAGCUACAGAAAAGCCUGUCGAGAAAGAAGGCCAAGGUUCCUUCUCCAAGGGAAGGUUUUGAGAAUGAGCCAUUGCCUCUGGACAUUGAAAACCCAACAGCCGACAGCAUCGAGUCAGCGAAGCAGAAUCUUCAGAAAGACCGUCUGCGUCGGGAGGCCGAACGAAAGCUCCAGGAGAAGCAGAAGAAGUUGGCUGGACUCCAGAAGAAGUAUGAACAGGUGCUGAAAGUCAAUCAGAGUCUGCCGGAGCACGUUCACCUAAUACCUGAGGAGCUGCAGCUGGACUCACAUUUUUAUGAACAUGUAGAGAGGAUGAAAGCUGAGCGGGUGAUGGAGGUCAGAAAGCAGUUGGCUUGGGAGCAGGAGCGCUACAGCAUAGCAUUCAACAAACUACAGGACUGGUUUAAGGCAUCUCCAGAGGCUAACAUGGUCACUGUGGUCGCGAUUCGAACUGACCACAGAGUCUCCACCUACCAUCUGCCGGUUCUUACCAAUCCUUCAGCUCAGCAGAUCACACCCAGCUCAUCUGAUGGAGACAGAGAAGAUGCUGCACCUGAACACUCAAAACACAAGACCAAGCCUGCAACAGACAGCAGCGAAGUUGAAGAGGAGAAGAAGCUGCAGCUCAGAGAUGACUGUAAAAGGGUGAAGCUGGGAGAUCGGCAGGAAGAGAGGCUUCAAAGGGCUGCAAAGAAAGCUGAGCAAGCUCGAGCCAAAAUUGAGAAGAGGAAGCAGGAAUGGGCCCAACUUUAUGCAGAGAAGCCUGACAAGAACUAUGAGGAUCCGCGGGAUGUGCAGGCCAUCCGUGAAGCCGAAGAGAACUUAAAACUCAAGUCAGAUGUUACAGUGGUGAUAAGCCUGAAGGUGAUGGCUAAAAGGAAGAGAGAGGAACUUGCUGCUCUGCAGGAAAAUUUCCGUGAAAAGCAGAUAGAGAUGAAUAAACGGAUCGUUGCAUUGCGGGACUCCAAGGUUCGCCUGGUGUCUUGGUUGCACACUCAGGCUUGGCAGUUGCAGAAGGUCCAGCUGCGUCUAGCAAACCAUCUCCACCACUCUCCACCCUUUCUGCCCUCCGUACUGCCAGAGGAAACCCCAGAGAAGUGGCUGCAGUACAAACUCGCUGCCUUGGAGCGAUACCGGGUUCUGAGGGAGCAGAGGUGUAAGGACAGGGAGAAUGUUUGUUGGAGUAGGAGUGAGGUGUCAAGUUUGUUGGAGCAAGUGAAAAAAAUGGAGAGGGAAGAGGAAAAAGAUGAGAAAGAGAGAGCUUCCAGUCCUUCUACUUCAUCUGUAACAACAGAAGAGGAAGAGACAGCAGUGGGUGAAGUAGCAGAGCAGAGUGAGCUGGAGGUGGAGCUGCAGAGGGAGGAGGAGAUCAGACUGCUGUAUGAACAGGAGUCGCUGCUGAAGAAGAUGGAGAGUUCAGUGAGCCAGUUUGACACGGAGCUCCUGCUGCUGCGUCAACAGAAAGUUCGUCUGGACUUCCAGCUGAAGCGUGCCGACCUCCACCAGCUGAUGCUCUUCCAGGAGAUGCUGAUCCUCAAACAGUUUGAGAAGAGGGAGGGCAUCCUGCCGGAGAAGCUCAACAGAUGCAUCAAGGAGGAGAAUAGCAUCACUUCAGCGCUGGAGGAGUGCAAGGAACAACUGGAACUGAAGCAGAGUCAGAUAGUAAAGCUGCAAGCGAAAGAGAAAACUCUGCAUGCAGCCUUUCAGGAUUUGCUGAUCAAAAAAAAUUACCAGCAUCAAGAGUUUCUUACCGGAGACUUCAAGAGGAACAUCAAACCUGUGAAGGAGGAAAAGAAGAAAGGACCCACAUGUGUGUUUGACGAAGAGGACAGCAAUGAAGACGAUGACUGGGAUAAUGAUUCCAUUAGUACAGAGGACGGAGGAGCUGCGAUGGACAUCAGCGUUUGCCCUCCAGGCUGCAACCCAGAAGUGUUUGACUACACAAUGAACCUGUGCGAGCGUCGGCAGAACUUAGAGGAGUCGCUGGCAGAGGAGAGGGAGAAUGUCCAAACUCUGAGGAUACAAUGUGACACCCUUGUUAAGAAGGAGACUUCAGCGAAGAGCAGUCGGAAGGCAGUAGAGAAGGAACUGGAGCAGAUCAGCAGGGAGAUACAGGAGGAGAUGAACACGCUGGAUGUAGUGGUUCCACUUAGACUGACACAGAUUCAGUUUACCACUCAUGACUUAGUGCAGUCAGACCUGAGCGAGGCCUUGGUGCUGGACAGCAUGCAGAUGAACAAACUGCAGGAACAUAUCAAGCAGCUGGAGGUGGACAAGAAACAACAGAAUGAUCUGUGCCGUCAAGCUAAGCAGCAGUGCGCCAGACUAAACUGCAGCCUCAAAAACAUGGCCGUCGAGAUCACAGAGCUGGAAGAAAAGUGCAAAGAACUGAUGAUGACAAAGUUUGGGAGGCUGAUCGAUCUGGACGCUCUGCAGAUGCAGACAGGAAACAGGCAACUGGAGGAGCUCAAACAGGAAAAACUCCUCCAAGAAUUAGAAUAUGACAAGGAGCUCAGCGAGUGGGAUGCAAAGGUGGACAAGGCGCAUGAUGGCCUGAGUGAGGUCACCAAACGUAACACAGAGCUUCUCCACAGCAUUACGAGCCUCAAUGAAGAGAAGAUCAGACUGGAACAUAAACUCGCGACCAGACAGGCAGAAUUGUGUAGACCACAGCACUACAACCACAGCAGACGUGAGACCCAGGAGGACAUUCAGAGACUCGAGGAGACGGUGAAGAGACAAUCACAGCAGCAGAGGGCCCUCAGGAGAGAGAUCGACCUCCUGUCCCGUAAAGGAGGCCACAUCUCGCCACCCACCAGAGCCCAGCUGCUCUGCCACACCGUGAAACAAGCAGAGGAACAUUCAUCCAACCCACCGAAAAUGUAAAAGUCCCCCAACAGAAAAGGUUAUAAUUAGCUAGGAACAGAGGCAGAAAUAGUUUGCACACAUAUAUGAUAUAUGUGAUAUGUAAGUUUCAAAUUCAAAUUUAUUACUGUUGUUAAUAAUAUAAAGACUUACUGGUACUUUUAACUUUACAAAAACUGACACUGAUGACAAUAAACUAUGAUCAAAUAGUUAAAACUGACAUUUUUUAUGUAGUCUAGAAGAUUUUGAAAAUACUUUGACAGCUGUAGUGGUGCUGGAAGUGCAUUUUUCUUUUGUUAGACCUCCUGUUGUCCCAACAUGCAUGUAUAACAGCAAUAUUUUUGGCAUCUCUAUAACUCAAAUGAUCUUUGAAAUCAUAAACAAAUACAAAUAUUCAGUAAAGUUUGUUUAUAAUAAGACUUGAUUGAAUACGUAAUUCGCCAGAUAUUUUGUAGUUUUUCUUUUAUGAUCAUUUCAGGAAUCACUGGUUUGUCAAAGACAUCAUCAAAGAAAUAUGUGUCGUGGAUUUACAAGGAAAUAACUGAAGCCACAGCAACCACGUCUGAAACUUAACAGGCUGGUUUUCUGAUAAAAUUUAAUAGUCCCAAACACAUUUAGUGCUAAUACACUACCAUUCAAAAGUUUGGGGUCACUUAGAAAUGUCAUUAUUUUUGAAGGAAAAACUUUUUUUUAAGUGACAAUGACAUUAAAUUAAUCAGAAAUGCAGUCUAGACAUUGCUAAUGUGGUAAAUGACUAUUCUAGCUGGAAACGGCUGAUUUUUAAUGGAAUACCUCCAUAGGGGUACAGAGGAACAUUUCCAGCAACCAUCACUCCUGUAUUCUAAUGCUACAUUGUGUUAGCUAAUGGUGUUGAAAGGCUCUUUGAUGGUUAGGAAACCCUUGUGCAGUUAUGUUAGCACAUGAAUAAAAGUGUGAGCUUUCAUAGAAAACAAAC